This is a messenger RNA of Acanthopagrus latus (yellowfin seabream), 1544 nucleotides long. RefSeq names its product centrosomal protein 44 (gene cep44). Bases 313 to 1278 code for a protein of 321 amino acids. The transcript has 12 exons. The record is from RefSeq and is a predicted model, not a curated record. Gene Ontology annotation, cellular component: centrosome; spindle pole. NCBI's taxonomy places the organism in Eukaryota, Metazoa, Chordata, Actinopteri, Spariformes, Sparidae.
AUCCGGCUCUCUUCUGUUGAUCAACCGGCAGAAACAAACAAGCUUUAGCUCGCUAGCCAGCUUUCAUUAGAAAGAAAUCUUGUUGCACUUUCUGGAACGGGGAGAAAGUGACUGUAGAGUAAUAAAUUAAAGACCAUCAAUCUAACUGAAUCUCAACUUUCAAGUCUACUACAUCAUUUGUGUUGCCAAAGCACAGAGAAAUAUGCUGUCCACUGGAGAUGUUCAAGGUUGUCUUCGUCAACUAGAAGCUCUCCUUCGUGUGAUCAAGUACCCAGGAUAUGUCGACUACAAUGGCAUGGUCUCUGUGGUUGGAUGGUCGCUGGUUUGAUUCCCUGGAUACCCCGGCUGCACAGGAGCCUUUCCAAAGGAGAUCCCUCAGCUUUUCUACCAAUAGUGAGUUUCACCCUCAGCUCCUUCUCUCCACCUUUGGCUGAGCAACUUACUGUGACUGGCCUAGAGCUAACCUGCAAAACUGACCUCAGAUUCAUUGACACUCUUUAUAAGGUACUACGAGAUAUUUUCCACUAUAAACCCAUAUUGACCAAGCAGCAGUUCCUCCAGUGGGGUUUCUCUCAAAGGAAAAUCUCUGUCAUCUGUGAUGUCAUAAACUUGGUCCUGCAGAAACACAAUCAGCUGAUGAAGACUCAACAACAGUUUUGUCCGCAGCCCUGUGUCCCCAUACCCCUCCCCAACCCAGUGAAUCAUCUCAAGAAGGCAUCUGAUGGGCCAUUUGUUGUGAAUCACAUGGAAAAUCACCCCACAUUUCCCACAAAUACCCCCCAUGCUGAAGCAUUUUUCUCCAGCUCUCCUGGUAAUGUCCUCACAAAGCGGGCAGGUUGCUGGGAGGACAAGGAUAGCUUUCUUGAUUUACCAGAGGUGGACGAAAGGCUCUCAGCACUGGAAGCUCAAAUAAAGAGUCUUCCUGGGCUCCACAGGCUCAGCAUUCUGGAGAAACGCAUUGAGGAGCUUGAGAGACAGAGACACACAGACAAGAAUGAAGAGGUCAUUACCAUAUCCAGAGAGAGCUGGGAAAAUCUGAUGAACAGAGUCCUAUUAUUGGAAACUAAAUUAGAGCUGAGCAAUACACAGUCAAAAGCCCCAGCCCCAUGUUCAUCAUCUGCCUCCUCAUAUUCUUCUGAUUCUUCAAAGGAAGACCUCAUGGACAGGGUAGAGAGAAUCACUAACAUGAGAAGAUGCUUAAAAGCCGCAGCGUUGGUUUGCCAAUUCUCCGCCAGUGGUGAUUCACACAGAGCAAAGCAUCUCCACCUUAAAGACUAACCGCCGUGAAUUCACACAGAAAGCCGGCGCUGCGGCUCUUAAAGAAGCGUGACGGUGACAUCUGAUACAACUGUAAACCACUGAUCAAACCAUAUUCGCAGCUGACUAAUUGGCCUACUAUCUUCCUUGCAUUAGCGAGUGAGUGUGUGAUGCUGCACUGUGACAGCAGACCCUCGUGUACAGCCAGCUGAAGUGUGACACAGCCCCGCCCACGCUUAUAUUUCUUGCAUUGUCAAAUAAAAUGACAUGGACUCAUUGCUUGUUUA